Rhodotorula toruloides NP11 is the source of this 2733-nucleotide messenger RNA. Its product is annotated as Zn(2)-C6 fungal-type transcription factor. Lineage: Eukaryota; Fungi; Basidiomycota; Microbotryomycetes; Sporidiobolales; Sporidiobolaceae. Gene Ontology annotation, biological process: regulation of DNA-templated transcription. The transcript has 5 exons. Bases 1 to 2733 code for a protein of 910 amino acids. Gene Ontology annotation, cellular component: nucleus. The record is from RefSeq and is a predicted model, not a curated record. Gene Ontology annotation, molecular function: transcription cis-regulatory region binding; zinc ion binding; DNA-binding transcription factor activity, RNA polymerase II-specific.
AUGUCGUUCCCGCUCGACCCGCUCGACCCGGUCGGCGCACUCUACUCGUCACAGCAGCCCGCUCAGCAGCAGCAAGGGCACGGACAGGGCGACGGGUACGCACUGGCUCAGCAGGGGUACUACGCCCAGCAACCACAGCAACAGAUGAUCCCGCCCAUCCACCACGGCCACUCGCACCCUCACUCGCACGCUCACUCGCCGUAUGCCCUCCCCCCGCUCAACCAGUACGCCCCGCCCCUCCACCAGCAACAGCAACAACAGCAGCAACCCCAUGCACCUCCUCAGCACCGACUAGCCUACGCCCCCCAGCUGCCGCACCCGCCUCAGAGACCCGCCUCAGCGAGCGAAGCCGCCUUUGGAGCGGGAGGGGGAGGGUCGACGUCGUCGAGGGGCGCGACGCCCGCGAUGGGGUUGACGACGAAUGCGCCGUUGGCGAGGAGUGCGGCGGGGAGCGUGGGGCCGCAGACGCCGGCGAGUGGGCAUGCGGGACUUCCGCAGCCUCAGGCGCAGGCGAGUCCGUCGACCCCGGGAGCACAGGGACAGCAGGGUCAUUUGUUGCCCAAGGCGAGGAGCGCGAUGGCGUGCAGCUUGUGCAGGAAACAGAAGAUGAAGUGCGAAGGACCCGACAAGGCGCCGUGUAGGAGGUGUCGUGCCGCAGGCGUCGACUGCGUUUUCGAGGCGCCUCCUGCUGCACCGCCGAGACCGCGCGGAACGGGCGUGACCGAAGCCUGGGUGGAGAGCCGCUUUUCCCAGUUCGAACAACGCCUCGCCUCGCUCGAACAAGAAACCUCUUCCUCCCGCGCGCUCGUCCCUUCCAACGGCUCCUCCGCUCCCUCCUCCUCCUCCAUCUCGCCGCAAAUCGUGACGGACCACGACAGGCGGAUAGCGACUCUCGAAGCGCAACUUUAUGCGUUGCAGUUGACUGUCCAGCGGCAGCAACUUGCGCAGAGUCAGCAGCCGCAGCAGCAGGGGAUGUAUGGCGCUCCUCAGCAGCAGGCGUUUCCGACGUUUCCUGCAAACGGCACAGGAGGGUACGGAGGCGGUUUGAAGCAUGAAGCGAGUGAUGGGGACUUGCAUCGCGGGAAGAGGUGGAAGGGGGAUCUGCAGGGUACGAUUGCCGAGCCUGGGACGGAGGAGAAGGACUUUAUCGCGCGCGGGUUGGUCAGCGAGGAGGAGGCGCAGAUGUGCUUCGAAUCUUACCACCUCACCUUCGCCCCUCAAGGACUCAGCAACUCGCCCUCGGACGUCCCGCACCUCUCGUUCGACGAAACCCGCCGCCGCUCACCCUUCUUCCUCUGCGUCGUCGUCUCGAUCGGCGCGCGCGCGCUCUCACGCUUCGAUACCUUCCACGCCACGUACCGCGAAGCGAUGCGUCUCGCGAGGUUGUGCUUCAUCCCUACCGCCUUCUUCGGAGAGUCGAAUCCGCACGUUCACACGAUCCCGCCUGGAGCCGACAUCGCCCCGUCCUCGUCCAACGCAGAGGACUUCCUCUUCCCGACGUUCAGCAAUACAGCCAAGACGAGUCCCGUCUCGGCCAACGGCGCGCCAGACCCGAACAGUAUGCUCGAACCGCGCCUGUCGACUCUCUCCCUCAAGGCCCUCUUCCUCCUCGGCUUGUACCACUCCCUGCCCGAGUUGCUCGCGCACUCGUGGAUGGCAGGGUGGAGGUACCUCUGGCCUUCUGCGGUGCUCGACUUUGAGCGACUGAGCGAGGAGGAGAAGCGCGGACCGGUCGGGAGGAGGUUGAUCAACGUCUCGCGCGUGGGAUUCAUCGGGUGGUUGUGGGUCUCGCAUUAUACCUACGUCCGUGGACAAGCCGGGUACAUCACGACCGGCAUGGACAUCAUGCGACACCGACUCGACGUCCUCGCUGGAUCAGUCUACGCCGAACAGCCAACCGACAGCGUCAUCCGCACCAACAUGGAGGGCAACUUUAUCCUCCUCAAGGUUUAUGGGAAACUUUGUCCCGCAGCGAGGUUGUUGUACCCGACUGUCGAGGAGGUGUUCGAGGUCGUUAAGGAUGCGAUCAGGGAUGUGGACGAGUGGAACAAGCGCAACUCGGCGCACAUGCAGGAGAUCACGUCGUGGGGAGACUCGCCCGACCUCAAGUCGAUCGUCCCGUUCCACCACACCCGCCAAUGGCUCCUCAUGUACAUCUUCCGCGACUUUGCAGCCGACAAGCUCGAUCUGUCCGAUCCGCAAACGCGCGAGUUCGCCCGAAUGGCGGUCGAGUCGGCGCUCGUCAUCCUCCGAUGGGGCGUCGAGAGCCGCGUCUGGAUGCCGUUCAGUGUCAUCGGCGGAUACGUACACAACGUCAACGUCCCUUGCGCGUUAUUCGUCCUCUCGACUUGCACACGCCUCUACCCCUUCGACACCGACUACUCCCUCCUCCGACCGCUCCUUCAUCGCCUCAAUAAGCAAUGCGACGCGACCAUCUCCGGACCGGCUGCGACGCCGCGCGAGAUCGCCCGAGCGAAGAAGACGAAACUCGAUGUGCAGGAGCUGGACCGCUGGGCUUUCGAGCGAGGUGGGGAGGACGACUGGGCUGCGUCGGGCGGAGGAGGGGGAGGGGGAGGCGCGGCGUCGAGUAGUUCGGCGAGCGCGCAUGGGUCGGCGACGGGCGAGGAGAGCGCGGGGUUGUUCGGGCACGAGGUGACGGCCAGCUUGGAGUCGCUCAGGAUGGAGCUCAACUUGUGGGCCAAGCCGUUGCGGGCAUUCGAGGAGGACGACUGA